AUGCAGGGCGGCGGUGCGCCCGCCGCGGACGCCGACCAGGCUCAGUUUGAGGCCGACAAGAGGGCCGUGUAUAAACAUCCACUAUUCCCCCUACUGGCACUCCUCCUGGAGAGAUGCGAGCAAGCGACAGCAGGGGCAGAGCCUCCUGCGGCCGAGGCCUUCGGCGCAGACCUACAGGCCUUCGUCCAGCAUCAGAGACGAGACCGAAGGCCCUUCCUCGUGGACGACCCCGAGAUAGACGGACUUAUGAUUAAAAGCAUUCAGGUGCUAAGGAUCCACCUUCUGGAGCUGGAGAAGGUGCAGGAGCUAUGUCGAGACUUCUGUGGGAGGUACAUAGCGUGCCUCAAGACUAAAAUGCAGAGCGAGAACCUGCUGCGGACUGAUUAUUCUUCUGGUGGUGUAGAAAGCAACAACAAUCUGUCGGGGUCUAUAGACGAACACUCCAGCACUUCCAACUCGCCACAAUAUCAGUCGCCCCCCGCCCCGCUGGUGUCGGCUCAGUUCCCGACUGUGUACCCGCCGCACACAGACCUGCCUUAUGCGCCGGCGCAGCGGGAUACACCGUCCCUUGUAGUCCAGGGUUCGACGCCGAUCAGUCAGAUAGGUGCGGGGCUGCUCUCAACUGACUCAUUUACUGGUACGAAUUCCAACAAUUCAUGUUCCUCUGUAUCCGGUUCCCCACCCCCCGAGGAGGAGUGUACGGACGAGGGGGGCAAGCGGGGGGUACUACCGCGACAUGCCACGCAGGUCAUGAGGGCCUGGCUGUUCCAACAUCUUGUUCACCCAUACCCGACAGAAGAAGAGAAGCGCACCCUGGCGGCACAGACGCGACUGACUCUGCUGCAGGUCAACAACUGGUUCAUUAACGCGCGCCGACGGAUCCUGCAGCCCAUGCUCGACUGUGCUGAUAAACCUGGUGGCAAGAAAGGUAAAAAUGGCUCCUCAAUCAGCAAGAGGUACUGGCCUGAUGCACUCUCCAACCCACAGUUCACAGCCGGUCUCCUCUCAUCAUCAGAAGACGAGGAUCAGGAAGGCGACCCAUCAGGUGACGAGCAGGACUCGACGAGCGAUCAGCCAGAGCAUACCACGUACCCUAUUCAGCAACCAAUGCAUUAA
This is a messenger RNA of Spodoptera littoralis (African cotton leafworm), 1116 nucleotides long. The record is from the annotation of a GenBank genome assembly. Lineage: Eukaryota; Metazoa; Arthropoda; Insecta; Lepidoptera; Noctuidae.